AUGCAGCACCUACUAGGGGGGCUUAAACCCAGUGGGGGGAAAGCUGCACAUGUAGGGAAGGCAUUUCUGCACAGGCAGCAGCGGAACAAAACCUUCGACGAGAGAGAACGGUCCUUCUUCGACCAGAUGCACAGCGAAUGGUGGAAUGAUAAACGGAAAGACAAGCGAACAUGGUGUGACGUACUUUGCAAAGUUGCAGGGGCAAACACCUACAGCCUUCACGACUAUAACAAGCACAGGUUCAACUUUAUCUGCAAGAAUUAUGAAUUCCUUUUUUUCGAGAAAAUGAAAGAAGGGGGGAAAGGGGAAAAUGAAAAAAAGGAAGACAUUACGAUAAAUGUUCUGGAUGUGGGUUGUGGCGGAGGGAUACUAUGCGAAUACAUGCGGAAGAACUUUUCCUAUUUUUUUCUCAAGAGUGAUAUAACAGGACGAGGUUCAGGGUGCAGUUACGUGCCCGGGAGGAAGGUUCAUAUAAACAUCGACGGGAUUGAUGUGUCCAGUAAGCUGAUAGAUGUGGCACGCAGGAGACAGCAGGCCGAGGGGGCAGACUACACAGGGAUGAGUCAUUCCCCCGAGGAAGUUCCUCCACAUAUAGGCAACAGAACAGGACACAUGAACCACAGGUCAUCCGAUCAAGAAUCGAACUGGAAGAAUAGCCAAACAGAGAACACCCCAUGGAACAGCUCAGAUGUGCACAUAAAACAGAGGUACUAUAACUGUGACAUAACUGACCUAACAGAGUGGAGUAAGAAGGAGGGAAAAAAAUAUAACGUCAUCGUUUCGUCCGAAGUGAUUGAGCAUGUGCCUAAUGGGAAGAAGGAGGAGUACGUUAGGUGCAUUAGUCAGUUAUGUUCCCCCGAAGCUCUGGUUGUCUUUACAACGAUCGACAAGAAUUUGCUCUCCUAUUUUUACUCUAUUGUGCUGGCUGAGUAUGUCACCGGGAUGGUGAAAAAGGGCACACACCACUACGACCAGUUUAUCGGAUCAGACGAGCUGAGUGAGCUCUGCGCCCUUUUCGAUUUACAGAACGUGAGCACGGAACAUGCGGUAUACAUCCCCUUUGUACGAGAUUACUUUCGCACUCGUUGGCUGAAGUUGCUUUAUUUGUCCGCCUUCGUUUAUCGGGGGGGAGCCACGGAAUGCUGA
Messenger RNA from Plasmodium coatneyi, 1146 nucleotides. RefSeq names its product 3-demethylubiquinone-9 3-methyltransferase-like protein. Bases 1 to 1146 code for a protein of 381 amino acids. NCBI's taxonomy places the organism in Eukaryota, Apicomplexa, Aconoidasida, Haemosporida, Plasmodiidae. The transcript is spliced from 2 exons. The record is from RefSeq and is a predicted model, not a curated record.